AAUACAACCACUAUUGGCUAGGAGGAUUGUCUAUCAAGGUCUGAUUACCAAUCGAUAUGUCCAAUCGGCAAAGGCCGCGGGGGCGGGGCUUGGACCCGCGGUAUCAGAGUCUCUGUUCAACGAAGAAAAUCGAAAAUAUCAUGGCAAAAAUAUUUAAAUAAACUGGUUACAAUUACAAUCAUAACUGUAAAAUUACAAACAUCGAAAAUCCGUGACAUCGGAUCCCAGCAUCCGAUACUUGUCGAUUAGGUACCGAUACCUAUAGACACGGAGCGGAGAACGUAGCUGCUAAGGUCAAUACAACCAUCGGAGUCGGCAUAUUCAGCUAUCAGCCCGGAUCGGUAAACAAUCGGAAAGAACAUCACCGAUUAUACCCGAUACCUGAGGUGCCUGGACAUCAGUCAAAUGAUGCAGGUUGCAGAGGAGGCCUGUGCUCAGCUGGAGGAUGAGUUGCUAUUUUGUGAAGAUUGUCGCUUGUACUUCAGAGACUCCUGUCCUCAACAUGGGGCUCCAACAUUUAUCUUGGACACACCUGUCCCAGAAAAUGUACCAUCGCGAGCUCUGCUCUCCUUACCUGAAGGGCUGGUUGUCAAAGAGAGACCCCAGGGGGGAUUUGGGAUAUGGUGUACAAUCCCCGUCAUUCCACGUGGCUGCAUCUUUGGCCCAUAUGAAGGAGAAAUCAUAGUCGAGAGGAAUCAGUGCACUGUAUACUCUUGGGCGGUGCGUGACAGUGGAUCUUAUUUUUACAUUGAUGCCACAAAUGACUCAAAAUCUAGCUGGAUGAGGUAUGUGGCAUGUGCAUCCACAGAGGAAGAACACAACCUCACUGUGUUUCAGUAUCGGGGUAAAAUUUAUUACAGAGCCUGUCAAGUAAUUCCUUCAGGCACAGAGCUGCUGGUUUGGAUAGGGGAGGAGUAUGCCCGAACCUUAGGACUUAAAUUGGGUGAGCAUUUUAAAUAUGAAUUUGGCGAGAAGGAACUUCUAAUGAAGCUGUUCCAAGAUUUACACUUGAAGACACUAGACUCCAUAUCAAAUCACAUAUCAUCGCAGCAAAAUCAGUACUUGUGUAGUGAUAUGGUCACUCCACUAAUGCAAUCACACAAACCAAAUUAUCCACUUAACAAUAUGGGGCAUCCUUCUUCUGGCUUUCAGCUACUUGAGGGAACUCAGAAUCUGGUGAGCCUUGGGCGAGCUCAGAGUCGUUAUUGGACAUUCUUUGGCUUCCAAGGGGAUGCUUAUGGUCGAAUUAUUGACAAGACUAAAAUAAUUUGUAAGCUGUGUGGUGUACGACUUUCAUAUAGUGGUAAUACCACUAACUUGAGACAACACUUGAUAUAUAAGCACCGACGCGAGUACAAUGAGUUGGUUGGAACACCAGGGGCUGUAGUAGACACCCAGAAAAGCACUGAUUCUGUAUCAACUCGAGAUUUGGCUACCAGAGCAGUAGUAGCUCCCACCGUAGGUAGAACAACAAAGGCUGUGGCAGAUUUUAUUGUCCGUGACCUGAUGCCUGUUGAAAUAAUUGAAGGAGAAGGCUUUACACAAAUGUUGUCUAUCCUAGACCCUACAUACAAACUACCAGCAGCCUCUUUUUUGGCUCAUACUGUCUUACAGGAAAUGUACAUUCAGGCAAAGUUGAAAAUGGUAGAACUGGUGAAAAGACUUCAGGAGUGCUCUGUUAGCCUUGAUCUGUGGAAGCAUAGUGGCUCUUUGUCCUACCUCACACUCACUAUCCAUUAUGUAGAUGAUGGAUUUGAAUUCAGGAAUAAGGUGCUCUCCAGCAGGGUUGUUUCAGAAGAUAUCUCUGCAGAUUCCCUAAAGUUAGUUCUACUUGAUGUUGCAGAGGAGUGGGGAAUACGUGAAAAUACCUUUUACGCAGUUGGACUUAAUAGCUCUUCUGUCAAAAUAGCAGCUUCAAAAAUAGGUUGGAAAUCUUUGCCAUGUGUGGGGCAAGUUUUGAAAAGUUGUAUUGAAGCUGUCCUUCAACACCAUUCUAUAAAAAACACAUUAGAUAAAUUCAGAAAACUAGUGUCCACUAUUUUCUCCUCAACUUCUCAAAGUGAAGAGCUGAAUGCACAGUGGCCUGUGUUAAAGGUCCAUCUGAAAAUGUUCCUACGUGAUGGAACCAAGUGGUAUAGCAUCUACGCUUUACUACAGAGCAUGAUGGACCAUUCCAAGUUUAUGAAAGACAUAAGUGAGACAAUAAAUGAUAAUCUUGUUCUCCAUCAAGAGGAUUGGUCUAUUCUUCAAGAUGUAGUAGAUAUCCUUAAACCCUUAGCAAUUGCUACCUCAACAUUUACCAAAGAUCAAUUUGCAGGGCUAUCACUGGUAAAACCUGUGAUCACUAGUUUGUUAUAUAAACAUUUAGCACCCAAUGAAUGGGACUCUCAAUUCUCCAAGAUUAUUAAAAAGGCCAUACAUGAUGAUUUAAGCUUUAAAUACUCAGACAAUGAGGUGAAUCAGGUUCUCAACUUGGCAUGUGCCUUGGAUCCUCGUUUUCGUGGCCUUGAUUUUCUCAGCCAGCCAGAUCGUGUGGAUACACUUCAUUUACUGAAGCUUGAAGCGUCAAAUUUGGCCAAGGUACAGUCAUCUGAAUCUGUCUGCACUACACCUGAGCCCUUGAAUUCAAGGCCACCUGUGAAGAAAGUCAAACAGGACUCUGGUAUUGAGUUUCUUUUAGGGGACCUGUGCAAUAUGAGAAAUUCUUCAGUGAGUACCAUCAACCAGCAAGCAGAACAGGAAAUAAGCAGUUUCCAGACCAGCGAGGCUUCUUCCUUGUGCCAGGAUCCAUUGCAGUGGUGGAAAAUGCAUCACACCCAAUACCCUCUAUUGGCAAGAGCAGCCCGUAAACUUUUGGCCAUCCCUGCCACAUCAGUUCCUACAAGCUGGCUUUUUACAGAUGCCGGUGUGACAAUUUACAGAAAGCGGUCAGCACUGACAGCAGAACAUGUAGACAUGUUAGUUUUUCUCAAUGGAAAUAGAUUUUAAUACUUUGAACGUUAUCUUAUUUGUCCUUCACAUGUGUGCCUCUCCCACUUACAUCAUAGCCACCUUUUUGCAAGUGGACCAUUUUAUCUCCAGGUCAGAUCUAGUGCUUCCACUAUUUUCCUUCCUUAAAGAGCAGGGUGAAUAAUGUCCUUCUGCUCUAAUAUCUGUAGCUUACCAGUAUAUUACUGGAUGUUUCCAGAAUACUUUUUUUUUUGUCAGAAAUAACAAUAGAACAUUCUGACUAUGAUGGCAGAUCAGUAUUGCCUGAUAUGUGGAUUAUGUAGUCAUUUUAAAGUGGCCACACUUAGUGAUAAUGUGUCUGGCGGGAAUGACCUUACAUUGCAUAUUUAGCUUGGACAAUUGUAUUAUUUUUCCAGUUAUUUCACAAUGUAUGCCCUGCAUGGGAAACAAAUACUUUAAUUUAUUUAUUUAAUGUUGUAUAAAUGUGAAUGUUAGAUCAGUAUUUCCUUUCCACAUGAACCAGAAAUUACUUUAGAGAGUCACUGAAAAAGUGCAAUAAUGCUAUAUACAACAUGUGUAUCCUUCUUAAUUAUCUAUAAAUUAGUAUACUUACUUUUUAUAAUGUUUGCUAUGAUGAUAUCCUAACCAUUUAAAAGAUAGGAUAAAUGUAACUGAUAUGCAAUACAGAGUCAGCAUCUAUAUCAGGUUAUAAGUUAAAUGGAAAGCUUACAGAAUUAUUUGCCAGUCAUGGAACUACAAUUCAUUUCAUAAUCAAUUUUUCUAAAUCCACUCCCCAACAGAACCCUUUGAUGGGGACUGGAUACUGUUUGUUAGUUUGUUUUCACAGCCAGGUAUUUAGAGUUUAUACUAAAGCAGGGAUGGCAAACUUUUUGAGAAAGUGUCCUCACAAAAAAAAAAAUUAAAAAAAAAAAAGAAACAUUAACGUAAAUUUUCCAUACUCUGGGCUAGAUUACAAGUGACGCGUUAUUUAGCGAUCCCGCUUGCACAUUAACUUUAAAAGAAAUAAGCUUUUUCUGCACAUACAGUAGCAUGCAUAUUACAUGUUGAAAGUAAAUAGUUUUGCACAAGCACUAACCCUGACGUGCACAAAAAGACGAACUUCUUAUAUCGCCAACUUGUUAACGUAUUCCCCCAUAGACUUAAAUGGAAUGCGAAAAGUGGAAAAAAAACCUAAAACCAUUACUCGCACACAAACUUGAUUGUGUUUAACCAAGUGCGCUAA
Molecule: messenger RNA, 4192 nt
Organism: Bombina bombina (fire-bellied toad)
Lineage: Eukaryota; Metazoa; Chordata; Amphibia; Anura; Bombinatoridae
Product: E3 SUMO-protein ligase ZBED1-like
Exons: 6
Coding region: 406-2988 (860 amino acids)
Molecular function (GO): protein dimerization activity; DNA binding
Source: RefSeq, a predicted model, not a curated record